Molecule: messenger RNA, 2554 nt
Organism: Erinaceus europaeus (western European hedgehog)
Lineage: Eukaryota; Metazoa; Chordata; Mammalia; Eulipotyphla; Erinaceidae
Gene: GRPR
Product: gastrin releasing peptide receptor
Exons: 3
Coding region: 407-1561 (384 amino acids)
Biological process (GO): G protein-coupled receptor signaling pathway
Cellular component (GO): membrane
Molecular function (GO): G protein-coupled peptide receptor activity
Source: RefSeq, a predicted model, not a curated record
GAAAGAUGAGCAAUGCUGCAUGUGAAGAGCAGGCAGAAAGUUCUCAGUGAGCUGCAGUCGGGAGGUGGGGUUUGAAUGGAGGUAGGAAGAGUGGCAGCAGAGUGUGUUUGAUUCUGAGCCUGGGUCAGGGUGGCAGGGCUGAGUUAUUGCUUUGGGGUGGACUUACUGAACAGGGUGAUGUAUUGCUUUGGUCAUCUGAGGGCCAGAGGAGCGCCAGCCUCCACCUAGAGACGAGCAUUUGCAAGCGGUGGUGCGUGCGUGCGUGCGUGGACUCACGGCGUUUCAAGGAAGGAAGAUGAAAAGCUAGGCAUAGACUCCAUCCUCGUCUGCACCCGGCUGCAGGACCAGAAGUUAAGACACAACACAGCCUCCCCCAGGCCCUGUCUGGGCUGGGGGCAUCUGGAGGAUGGAUCCAAAUGCUUCUGUCCUCCUGGACUUGAAGGUGAACUGUUCCUGGCCCUGCAAUGACUCCAGCCUUGGUGCGGAGUUCCCUGGGGCCGAAGACUGGCUCCACCCGGGGGUCCUCUGCGUCAUCCCCGCAGUCUACGGGGUCAUCAUUCUCAUCGGCCUGGUGGGCAACAUCACCUUAAUCAAGAUCUUCUGCACGGUGAAGUCCAUGCGAAGUGUGCCCAACCUGUUCAUCUCCAGCCUGGCGUUGGGGGACCUGCUCCUUCUGGUCACCUGUGCCCCCGUGGAUGCCAGCAGGUACCUGGCUGACAGAUGGCUGUUUGGCAGGGUCGGCUGCAAGCUGAUCCCCUUUAUCCAGCUGACCUCUGUGGGGGUGUCUGUCUUCACACUCACAGCUCUGUCAGCAGACAGGUACAAAGCCAUCGUGCGGCCAAUGGACAUCCAGGCCUCUCACGCCCUGAGGAGGAUCUGCCUCAAAGCCGCGUUCAUCUGGAUUGUCUCCAUGCUUCUGGCCAUCCCCGAGGCUGUGUUCUCUGACCUGCAUCCCUUCCAUGAGGAGAGCACCAACCACACCUUCAUUAGCUGUGCCCCAUACCCACAUUCCAAUGAUCUGCACCCCAAAAUCCACUCCAUGGCUUCCUUCUUGGUCUUCUACGUCAUCCCGCUCUCCAUCAUCUCUGUCUACUACUACUUCAUCGCCAGGAAUCUGAUCCAGAGCGCGUACAACUUGCCCAUGGAAGGCAACAUCCAAGUCAAGAAACAGAUCGAGUCCCGGAAGCGGCUGGCCAAGACUGUGCUGGUGUUCGUGACGCUCUUCGCUGUCUGCUGGCUGCCGAACCACGUCAUCUACUUGUACCGUUCCUACCACUACUCGGAGGUAGACACCUCCAUGCUCCACUUUGUCACCAGCAUCUGCGCCCGUCUCCUGGCCUUUACCAACUCCUGUGUGAACCCCUUCGCCCUCUACCUGCUGAGCAAGACCUUCCGGAAACAGUUCAACACCCAACUCCUGUGCUGCCGGCCCGGCCUGCUGAGCCGUUCUCACAGCACCGGCAGAAGCACCACCUGUAUGACCUCCAUCAAGACCACCAACCCUUCGGUGGCCACCUUCAGCCUCAUCAAUGGAAACAUCUGUCAUGAGGGCUUCGUCUAGACGGCCCUGUCACCCUGCUUGUGCUGAGUGACUGGGAAAGCACCCUCCCAGCUGGAGUGGUCUUUCCCUCCUGGAAGACUCUUGAGUGAUGGAGGUGAGUUGGGGACAGGCCCCGGUGGAUGAAAGAGGUCCAGCAAAGCCUACAUGAUCCAUUUUCAUUCCUGCCCACUUCCUCUGACAUAGAACAAACCUCCCCCUUUUCAGCAAGGUGAGCAGAUGAGACGUUCUUGUUUUAAACAUUCAACUCUGCUGUACAGAUGCAGCCAAUUAAAGGCAGGCCUCUUCUGAGCCGUCACAGGAUUUAUGUGACAGAAAUGAGGUGUUGACCGCCCUUUUGUGAAAGCCUUUGUCUUGUCGUUUCUUUAAGCAGAAGCCAGUGCUGUACCAUUGUCCUUUGAGUCACUUUCCAGGAAUAUUGACAACCACAAACCAAGGAAAAACUUUUGAUGCCGCUUGAAACAUGACAAGUCCACCCCGUGCAGGAGCUGCAUGCAUGAGGGAUGGUCUCCAAAUUGACAGCACUGGCAACCAACUUAAAACAAAUCCUUGAGUGUUGUUUCUCAGAGAUUCCACGGAGGAGACAGGAGAAACACACAACGUACCACUUGAAGGCAAAACCACAAGCAAACACCGGCAGGUCUCUAAGAGCCACGGGCCUGGCUGCUGGAGUAAGUUUGCACUAGAUGCAGAACCUUUGUGCUGUUACCCAGUUUUCACCAUGCACGUGCAGACCCUGCAGAGAAAUCUUUUCAGGGGAAGAAGCCUCAUCAACGAUGCUAUCAACCCAUACAACACCAGCGGUUGUGUCAAGUGUGAUGUUUCUGUUGGAUGAAUGCACCUGUUUCCAGUCAAAUGUGGUUUACUUGGAUUCACUUGUCUUUGCUAUGUCAAAGCAGUAGCUUCCUGUGACGAAAACAACCACCGCCACCACAACAAACUCACUUCUGUUUGGUCAGAGAAGCAUGCUUACGUUUAGCUUAUACUUUGCCCCAG